AUGAUAUGGUCUGAACAGAAAGACAAUGUAUCAGAUUGUUAUUUCUGCCAAACUUCUAUUAAAGGUAUUAAUCACAAAUCUAGACACACCGUGAACUAUCCGAAUUUACAAUCUGCUCAAAGACCUAUCCCACACAGAGAUGAUCUGCCUGUUCCUCAGCCUCCAGUAAACACGGAUGACGUGAUUGAUGAAGAAAAUGUAUCUGAGAAUUCUGAUUCCGAUCCGACUUUUGAGCCCAGCACUUCAAAUACGGCACCUCAUUUUGUAAAUCAAAACGAUCUCAAUGACCUUAUUGGCUCAGCCUUGAGCUUCCCAGAAUGCUCGAGUAAUAAUGAUAAUGACGGAAAUAAAAAUUAUGAUUGUGAUAGUGGUAAUGACGACGGUUAUGCCAAUUCUAAUGGAAAUUUAGAUAACGGAAACAAUGAUGGUAACGGAAAUAAUAAUAAUGGGAAUAACGGAAACGGAGAUAAUAGCAAUGGGAAUAACGGAAACGGAAAUAAUAACAACGGAAACGGAGAUAAUAACAAUAAGAAUAACGGAAACGGAGAUAAUAAGAGCAAAGAUAAUAAUAAUAAACCUAAACCUAAAUGUAUAUCCGGAAAGGGUACCGGAUUGGGAAGGCUACUAGGAGAUGCUUUGACAGGAGUCAGACUUCUUGUUGACGUUGGAGGUGCUCUUGAUGCCACAGUCAGUGGUCUCGGAGGAGUUGUAAAAGUAUUAGGAGAUAAUUUAGCUAGUAAGUUUAUCAUUUAA
Diatraea saccharalis (sugarcane borer) is the source of this 753-nucleotide messenger RNA. The record is from the annotation of a GenBank genome assembly. NCBI's taxonomy places the organism in Eukaryota, Metazoa, Arthropoda, Insecta, Lepidoptera, Crambidae.